AUGGAGGUGACCUCAGUCACCAUCCUGGCAGAUGCUGAACAGGACACACGCACGAUAGAAGAGGAGCUGCUGAGCAAUUUCUUCACUUCAAAGUUGAAGCAGAGUAAGCAUAGUACCAUCUUGUGGCGACUGACGCUACUGCAGGUGUGCGGCCUCCUGGACGGCCUGGAGGGGGCGUGGCAGCCAGAGAGCGAUGGACCUAUCGAGGACGAGGAUGAGGACUACAGGCCCCGCCUACCUCCCCUCAGUAGCCAAUCAGCAGAGGAUGUUUACACCCUCCAGAGCCUCUGCAGAGUACUGAAGCCCCGAGAGGUGUCGGACGUUGAGGAGUACCUGAGUUCUGACGCGUUACUGAAGAGGAAAUCUCCCUACAUCCUGAAGAGGCAGGCGGCCUAUAGCAGCAACAAGCAGCCACGCCGACCAUACAUACUCAAACGCUCUCCAAUACUAUACUGA
Molecule: messenger RNA, 456 nt
Organism: Engraulis encrasicolus (European anchovy)
Lineage: Eukaryota; Metazoa; Chordata; Actinopteri; Clupeiformes; Engraulidae
Gene: nts
Product: neurotensin
Exons: 4
Coding region: 1-456 (151 amino acids)
Cellular component (GO): extracellular region
Molecular function (GO): neuropeptide hormone activity
Source: RefSeq, a predicted model, not a curated record